Topomyia yanbarensis is the source of this 22198-nucleotide messenger RNA. RefSeq names its product RNA-binding protein Musashi homolog Rbp6 (gene msi). The coding region runs from base 702 to 2213 and encodes 503 amino acids. Gene Ontology annotation, molecular function: RNA binding. NCBI's taxonomy places the organism in Eukaryota, Metazoa, Arthropoda, Insecta, Diptera, Culicidae. The transcript has 8 exons. The record is from RefSeq and is a predicted model, not a curated record. Gene Ontology annotation, cellular component: cytoplasm.
CGCUAGAUCAGAACGUCGCGUCCACUCGAGAAGAUCGAAUGUGUUUUUUCCGUUGUUCGUUGUCGCCGUCGUCGUCCGCCGUCACAGUUUCUUCUACAUUAUUCUUUCAUUAUUGUAUUGUGUGCAUAUCUGCUGUACACAAGAGUAUGUUUUUCCCUUUUAUACUUUGUUGUUAGAACAUACACCGCGGCGUUAACAUUUGAAUACAAAAGAACUGGGAAGUGAAAUUGUGGAGAGCAUUGGGAAAAAGUGCGAAGGAGUUUUCAAGAUCCCUUGUGUUUCCGUAUCCUGUUUGAAUUUGGUUUGUGUAAAAAGAACAGAAACUAGUGUUAUUACGCUUAUUUGUGCAGUAAGGGAUUUUCCACGGAGAUUUAUAUUUCUCUGUUGCCUGGUAGUGGAAGCAGAAAGAACGCCAAACGUUAUAAGGAAGCUCAAGAACAAAACUGCAGAAAAACGCUGUGGAUUAAUUAUCUCGCUGGAAUUGAAUACCGAUACAGCAGAACCUAACUAGCGAGUAUACAUAUACUACCAGAGAUCGUUUAGUGUUUUUGUAGUGUUUGCAAACCGCGAGUAGUGUGAAAACCAAUAGUAGUGGAAUAUCUGGCAACCAGUACUUAUAUACUACACCAAUCAGAACAGAAAAAAAAAUCAUCAAAAUUCCUUAGAAAAAAAUAACUCCACAGUAGCUAAAUAAAGAAAAAAUGCUGUUUGAAAGUCCUGUCGCUGCUGCAAAAAUGUUUCCAUACAGUGUGCCUCCGCCGAUACAGGGUUCAGCUGCAGUUCCGGUGCAAAAUUUAAGAUUGCAUGGGACGACAUUUAGUGCUGGAACCUUGGACGCGAGCGGUUUACUUGAGCAUGACCUACACAACGCACUGGUGCCAAUCAAAACUGCAAACCUUCUCACACCGCAGGCAGCGGAUUUCGUUGCACACCAAAACAGAGAUCAACAGCAACAACAAUUGGACCAGAAAGUUCUGCCAAAUCAGCAUGCUCUCGUUAGCAAUGCCGCCACCAAUACCUGCGCCAGCAUGACCAAGGCCAACUCCACCAACGGCAGCUCGUCGGGACGGUCAACACCGAACAGUAGUAGCGAUCCGGCACCGGGUAAAUUGUUUGUCGGCGGUCUCAGCUGGCAGACAUCGUCCGAAAAGCUAAGCGAAUAUUUUGGCAUGUUCGGGAAGGUUACCGACGUACUGAUCAUGAAGGAUCCCAUCACACAGCGAAGCCGAGGAUUCGGGUUCAUCACGUUUCAGGAACCAAACAGCGUAGAUAAAGUUCUCCAAGUGCCAAUCCACACACUGGAUGGGAAGAAAAUCGAUCCGAAGCAUGCGACCCCCAAGAACCGACCGAAGACUCAAUCGAACAAGACGAAGAAAAUUUUCGUGGGAGGCGUAUCGCAGGAAACCUCCGCGGAUGAAGUGAAGCAAUAUUUCAGUCAGUUCGGCAAGGUCGAGGAAACCGUAAUGCUCAUGGAUCAGCAAACCAAGCGCCACCGCGGAUUUGGAUUCGUUACGUUCGAGAGUGAGGACGUGGUGGACCGGGUAUGUGAGAUUCACUUCCACACGAUUAAGAACAAGAAGGUCGAAUGUAAGAAGGCUCAACCGAAGGAAGCUGUAACACCCACUGCCCAGCAGCUGCUGCAGAAGCGAAUCAUUUUGGGUAAUUUGGGACUGCCGAUGGCAAGUCCGGCAGCAGCUCGUCUGGUUGGGGCCGCACAAGCUUCGGGUCCGCUGGUAAGUCAGCUAGCUAAUCCUUUGAUGGUACAAGCACAAGCGCAGGCUGCCCAGGCCGCUGCAGCGGCUGCCGCCAUGCAAGUGCAGAACGGAUUCGGGAAGGUCUUUACUACAUAUCCACCUACGCUGCAUAGCUUCAGAUACGCGCCAUAUCCAAUUCCUUCGGCUGCUCAGCACGCAGCGGCCGCUGCCUCGGCAGCAAAUCAGCUCUCUAAUGCACAAGUAGCCAGCCACCAAGCUCAUCAUCAGCAUGCAUCGUCGAUUACCGGAGCUGCUGGACAACAAGCACCCACACCAGCCGCAGCUGCGCCCCAGCAAGCGCAAGCUGCUACUCAUCAGCUUGUUCCGGCGGGUAUGGCUGCGAGUGGCAAUCCCUACCAGGGUUACAGCCUGGCCAACGUCGAUAUGUCCAGCUUCCAGAACGUGGACUGGGGUUCGAUGUACGGCAUGGGAAUAUUAUUUUCCGAAGCACACUGUUGAGCGCAACAAUCGAUGCUUACGGGAGAACAAAACUCCCUAGCAGUCCUAAAGGGGUUCGACGCAAUCGACACAAGCGUGUUUGUGUGUAUCUUGGUCAUUCAAUUCCCACUUUUAUGAUUGGUACGAUUGUGAUGCGUAACGCGUGAUGUGUUUCCCACCGCUUAGGUCUAUCAGCGGAAACAGCUAGUGUGAUAGUGCAUAUAGUUGCGUUAGUGUGAUACACUGUACUCCCGGAGUGUCCGAUCGUGAUUCGACGCGCCGAGGGGUUACUAGAAUAUGGAUACUAUUAUUAUAGUAUUCAGAGCAGAGUGAAUGACGGAAAGGGUCUUCAUUGGCAUCCUGAGACCUCGUACAAGACUGCCUUAUUUUUUGACGUAUAGAUUGAUGCAUUCUACGGAAUGUUGUAGCAGUAGGUAGUUUAGUAAGCUUGGGGUUAGAUCAUAAGCAGCGUAUGGCGAAUAUUUUUUUUCGCAUCGUUAUAGCGCGGCGACCGACAGUAUUCGAUAGGUUUUACUUUAGUUAGAUUUUUUUAUUCAUUGAUUUACGUCGAUCUUAAUUUACCCAUAAGUUUCCCUGAGGUAGAAACAUAAGCGUCGAAAAGACGAGAGUGUGAUUUUGGAAGUUGUUUAGUGAUUGCUUUAAUUGAUAAGUGUUGCCAUCCGUUCAAAUGUUCUAUCCGUCAUAAAAGAAUUUUAAUUUUAGAGGAUAUCUAGAGAAAAUUUUCAAUAGGACGUAAGGAACAAUGAGAGAUUCUCUUUGAGGUCUUUCUCUUCUGUUCAUUACUCGGCCAUUUCAACAUUUACUACUCUACUCUUUGCAUAAUAUUGUAGUAAAAACCGUCGGCUUUCGAUAUGUACUGGAAAAUUAGUACAAAGUGUUGUAAUGACGUCGUAAUAAACGAAAGAGAAAGUAAACAAAGAGAGGCUCUCAAUGUUACUUACGUCCUAUUGAAAAUUUUCUCUAGAUUAUACAUUUUUCUUUAACUUCCUCUUUGUUUGCGUGUAACAUCUAUGUUGAUUCGAAUCGUUUGCCCUAUUUAUGAACACACUUCGGAAAUGCAUUAAAAUGUUUCUGCCCAACCGCCACCAUACAACACCACACCUGUUUAUUUGCGCAACUCGAAGGUUAAAAAAAGAACUGACAAAAUAAUUAGACGCUCGUAAAUAUCCAUUUUUCGUUUCCAAGUUUCUGCACGUUUUUGUUUCAAUUCAUCUACUGGUAUUUUAGUAAUUUGAUAGCUGCCAUAUUUUCCGUUCUCAUCUGUGUAUUAUUAUGUAAAGUAAGUCCGUACGAUCGAUCGCCAGCUUUCAGCAUUGCAUCGUGCAACCCAUCCAUUAGGAGCAAACUCGGUCAGAGUAGGCCGUCUUGGUUUGUGUAGACAUUCCCGAAAGGAAGCGCAGGUGCCAUUUGUUUCCUGUCUGUCAUGGUAUCGAUUGCUUUUACGUUUAGUAUUUUUGCUCAACCGUACGCCUCGCUCGGUUGCUGGUGACCAAUGUCACAUGCAACCAGCCGGUGGUUGGUAGUUAGUCCCAGAACACAACUGUGCUAUUUUUUUUAAAAGUCGAAAUUUUAGUUUUUACUUUUCCAUUGGAAUAUAAGUUUGUGCGGGAUUGCAUUUUCGAGAAAAAAAACACUUGGAAUAAAAUACGUUAAAAAUAGUAAUAUUUUGAUUGUAGGUUUGAGUAGCGCAUUUCUUUUUAUUCGUAUCUCUGUUUUGUAAUAAAUCAAAUUAGUAACAGUAGUUUUUCGUCUCCCAUUAAAACAGUUUCAAUCAGUAUCGGCUAAGAAGCAUGAUUUCUACUUUCCACAGAUACAUCUUUUGACGUUUAAACAAUUUGUUGAUGUACAUUUUUAAAAGUUUUGAACAAAUAUAGUAGUUAGUGUAUUUUAACUUGAAGUAUUGAUUGACUAAUGCCCUCUGUAUUAUGACAAUAUCCACCGUUUUACUUUAUGUUUUAACUAUAGUAAAUGUUCACAACUUAACCUAAUAUUGUUACUAGGAAGACAACGUGUGAAGCUAAAUUGAACAUAUCCCAUUAACUAAGCAUAUAAAAAAACUAAUCUAACAAAAAAUACAAAUAAUUGAAAAAGAGUUAUAUAUUCUGAAUUACUGAGAUGAAUAAAACCAACGUUCUUCCAUAGGCAAGUAAAGUUCUUAAGUGAUGUCAAAAAUCAAAUUAAAGUAAAUCUAUUGAAAUUGUUAGUAAGAAACAUACCAAGGAAUUUGAUCUAGUAUCUUUUCUACACGCAAAAGGAGACGCAAAAGCGCGUGCUCGCUCAGUACGCGAUGUGAUUUUAAAUUACACUUUAGCCAGUAAAUAUCAGGAUACAAAACACACUAACUGCUAGUCGCAAGCCAAAGCCGGUAAAAAGUUUGAUUAACAAUGGACGCAGAAGUGCUGAGACGCGAUAAAACACACCACAAAAGGCGCGUGCAAACUUAUAUUCUGUUUACAUAUUUAAACAAAAAUAACAACAGCACAGUAUCUACAAAUUGUGAGUGAGAAAUUUGGUGGGUUUUUAGGAGUGCACUCCGAAUGCCAAAUGCAAUAUUUUCCUCUCUUUCUAGUCUUUAAAUGACGAAACGUGUGGUUGUGUUGUUAUGGUGAAUUGAUUUCAGAUUCUCCACAGACGUGUGAUAAGGGGAACUGUUGUUACUGCUUGUUGAUGUAGUAGAAUUGCAAUUAUUCAUACACACACAGGCUCAAGAAAAAAAAAGACAGUUGCGUGGACCAAACCAAAUAAAAAACGCAUAAGCAAGCGAUACGAGACAGAACAAUCCAAAGUAGCUGAUUACUCAAGUCUUCUAAACAGAAUUUAAAAAGGUACGACAACAAAACAAAUACAAAACCAAACAAGAGCUUUUGUGGCAAGGGCAAAUGUAGUACAGCCGAUCAUCACAUUGUUUAUAAAGAACAAAUUAUAAUAGAAAGAGAAACUAAGGAAAUUAUCCCAUCGAAUUUUGAAUUUUGCGGUUUUGAUCAAUUUUAAAGAGUAGUAAAUACAAUAUCUGCUGAUUGAGAGAUAACACGUGUAAGUAUAAAAUAAAAAGAAUUAAAGUUAUAUGUCAAAUAAAACCAAGCUUAAAAUAAAUCUAAUCUGUUAGAUCUGUGGGCGCCAUUCUCAAUAGUAAAGCGACACAGGAUUGAAACGAAAACAAAUCUAUUGAAUGAUGUGGUGAACAGUUAAAACCUAAAAACAACAUUUUAUCGCUUAGCCAAUAUAUUGAACGGUGCAAAUUUCUUCACCCUUCUAUCACAAAUGACACGAUCAAAUUUAGAGGCGAGGAUGGGUGAUAGGAGUAAAAGCGCUAAACCAAAGUGGAUUCACAAUUGGCAGCUUUUCUACUUACUUUAUUUUAAUCUUCACGAAGAUAGGUAGAGACAUAACAUCAAACAAUAUUUCACUUUGCAAAGCACUACAAUCUACAAACACAGAAUGCAAACCACGAUAGACUAACACAUUCUGAACGAAAGAUGGUAGACAUAUUGGGGAAGAAAAACUAUAUUUUAGCAAGUAUGCGGCAACAUAAAUUGAUAAUAAAAAAAACGGUAACGUUCACAUAAGCAAUCAUUUGUGACGAAUGGUCGAAAAGCUUUUUACACUAAUGUGAAACUAUUCUAAUGAAAUUGCAUAGACGAUAUUAUUAUAUUUGCGAAGCAAUACUUAAACUAUUAUUACGUUUAGUUCAAACUGACCCGCAAGAACACGAGUAAACGUUCUUCCCGCAAUGGAAUUUGUUCGACUGUCCUAUGCGCAGCUAUUGAUGAAACAAAUUGCUCAAAUUUCAUAAUCGCGUGUAGCCAAACAAUAACCUACUGGAGUACUACAGUCCCAUUUUUGAGCAUUUUGGAGGAGAUGAUAGUUUUCAGCUUGCGUGAGAAUGCCUGUAGGGUUACACAUCCUCCUUAUUAAACAACAUCUAAUUUCAGUUACCCUUCAUCCCAUUUCCAUUACUCGAAUGCCAUUAUUCUGAAAACUAUUUUUUGCAUUUUGUAAGUUAUAAGUUUUUUAUAUUAUCUACUGAGCGGCAGGAAGUAAAAAUCAGAAGAAAAUGCUUCGUACAAUCUCUUCAAUUGUAUUGUAGUGUUCAGGUCUGCUAAUAACUUCAAGCGUAGAACUUGAUCUCGAAGUUCUUCGGGCCCAAGAAUUGUCAGAAAAAAUCUCGCUCCGUACAUCGGCUCGGUAGGUAAAAUCGGUUGAAAGUAAUUAUAGAACACUACAUAUUGACUUCAUCAAACUAAAAAAAUGACAGUUCAGCGAGCUUGUUCAUAGAGAUUCGAACGAACUUAAAAGGGACUCGAAACCAGUCUUUUGUACUGUGUUUGGGGUUUACCAACCGUCCUAGUUUUAAAGGACAUGUCCUUAAUUUCGAUAAUGUUGGGAAGCGUCCUUAAUUUUACUUCGAAUGUCCUUAAUUUUAGCCUCACUCCAUGGUAUAUUUAAAUUCUAUUAAAUCAAGAUCGUUUAAGCGAAUGAAACAUUUCAUUCGCCUUUUUAGUUGGUCACUUCCUUUCAGUUCUUUUGAUUGGUUAUGUUCAAAUUAAUGAUUCAAAAGGAUUGAUUAUUUUAUUUGCCGAGUAAAGUUUCAAACUAAAAUAUGUUUCAACCACUGAACAUUUUACUCAAAAAUGAGUAAAAUUUUAUUAUGCAAUGUGGGAUGCCACGCUCUAACCAAUCGAUUUUAUAUCUUUCACAGUUCUGUAGGACCCCCGGAUUACAGAAAAAGCGCUGAUCUGAAUAAAAAUAUUGCAAAUCUUUUCUAAAAUCACUCAACCACUUUUUACUCAAAAAUGUGUAAUAUUUAUUAGUCUCGGUCAAGAUUGAAGAGGCUGGAUAUUCGGGGCUCGAAUCUAAGACAAGACUCGACAAUUGACCAUUGUAUGAAAUGCCUUAACCUCACAAAUAUGACAAGUGUUGGUCCUGUUGUUUACAGUUUGGACUUAACAAAUUUGGAUUUCAUUAAAAUAAGCUUAGUGCUAAUAAUUAAUUCCCAACAAAUUGUACCGCAAAACUACUUACCGAUUCGAAGAACAGUAGAACUAAUUGAUAAACAAAUAAUUAGCUCACUUAUUAGAUCUUUCAUAUACUUUUUCCCACAGUAGAGAAAGGCACAAUUUAAUUGUAAGGCGUUCUAGAAAACAUUUAUACUUCUGAAAACAUUAUUCCCAAUAUAUUAUAUAUGCUUCCCAAUGUAGAUCUAUGCCGCUGAAGGCGACAGUCUCUUGCAAGCAAACCAGUGAUCCACGCGUAAAAAGCGAUAUAGCAUAGCCAGAUUUGGUGGCGGAAUUGAAAUAAAAUUGGCAACGCUGGCAAAAUGGAAACCAGAACAAACACCCCAGAUGAACAUUUUGUCAACUGUCAUUUAGACGAGUUUUGAUUUGAGCUAAUAAUAGGGGGCUGAUUCAAGAUGUCCUUAAUUCGCUCUCCAGCCUAUUUUGUAACCUGUGGUAGAAGAAAAAACUUUCUACGUCCAUGUAAACAAGCUCUCCGAACUGUUAAAAAUGUUGGGUUAAAAAUUUUCAUGCAAUGUUGUAUGGAAAUGCUAUACGGGUCUUGCGUGCAAACUUGGAUACAAUUAGAAUUCACGUAUACAAACCUUUAUGCGAUGGUGAUUUUCAACGUCUUUUUAUUUAAAUGUUUACACAUGUUUUUCGAGAAUGUCGUUUUAGUUUUAAUGUCUGUUCUCUGUGCUUCUACCUCAAUCAUUUUACUUCAAAUUAUCACAGUCCGAGGUUUAAGACGAUAAUUACGCAUUAAUAGAAUUGACGGGUUUUACCACUGAGAACUGACAUACAAGUCAAGUUUUGAACUUGUGUAAGAAAUAAAACUGUCGCUUUGAAAUGACAACAGCAAUUAGCAACUUGCCACUGGUCGGCGCUUCGAUCGGCCAGCAAACGCGAUACGAGACUUGUGUGCAAACUUGGAUACAAUAGUGAUUCACGCAUGCGAACCUGUAUACGAUGGUAAUUUUCAACGUAUUUUCAUAUAAAUGUUUACACAGGUUUUUCGGGAACGUUUGUUCUAGCUUAUAUGUCUGUUCUCUGUGGUUUUACGAAGCAGAAUUGGUCUUUUCAACCUUAACUUUCCAUAAUUUUGCAAGUUUGCUCCCUCUAACGGCUAAAAUCUUUAUUUAUUCGAGCGUCGCAUGUUACCGGUCAUUUGAAGGGCUAGAUCCUCGCUUUGAGUAGCUAAUCCCAGCUUUUAGUAAAGUGCCAUUUACACGACGGAUCGUCACCGGAACACAUCAACGAAACGUCAAAAUUUGUUACAUGCAGCUUCUUCCCAAGUACAAUGUAAGAAUCGCUAGCAAAAGAGUGUUAACAAAGUGCAAAAAUGCAAGAAGCUACUUCCUUGCAUGUAGUGCAAGAAACAAAAAACGAAUUUUACCUAUGUAUUAGGAAUAUAGAGCUUGUUUCGUUUUUGAGGUUGCUUAUAAAAUAAUGUCAUAGAAACAUUCAAACAGAUUUGUGGUGUAACUUCCUACUCAGCUCAACAAAUCGGUUCUAUGUCUGGUAUGGAAAAGUAAUCUUCAACAGACACCUCUUCUUGCUAGCUCGUGAUAGUGUCGGGUUCUUACUGCAGUGGUUUCCCGCAUAAAUGUGUACCAUAUGCCAACCAUUGCAUCAAUCGUUUCAAAACCAUUUUCAAUAUGGUUGGUUCAACAAUAGAUUAACCAUUGUCUGGUAUAAUAUCGAACAUAACCAGUGUCGUUUUUCCAUACUCGACCAUACAAACAACGGGUUGUUAAGAACAGUCACCAUACCAAAAUGUGCUGUUUUCCAUAUACAUUUGGACAGCAUACCAUUCAAGAACCAUACAGAUUAUGGUGGCAUGCAUAUUUUAGAUCUAGCGAUGCAUAAAAAUAUUAGGUGUAGAAAAAUAUGCCUUCCCUUUCACAUUUCAAUUCUAUCGAUUGAUGCAAUUUUAUUUUGUUACACGCCAUCUUCUGAUGAGAAACUUCGUUGGCACUAAGUGGACUGUCGCUUUAUCCAACUGAGCUAUCGCCGUUAUAUUGCAAGACGAGGAUUUUUAAUCAUGUUAAGCUCCAGGUUUUUGGAGAAGCGUAAACAGAUAUUCGUAUAACAAAGCCCACCAGAGCAAUAUUAACCUCCUACGUAAAAGUACAAUGUAGUAUACAAAUCUCUAAUAUAGGAUACACGGAAGGUAUUGGAAAUGGUAACUAAAAUAGUAUGGUAAAAUAAUAGUUGAAUUAUAAUGGUGGAAUAUAUCAGUAGUAUUCCCAAUAUGGUGUGUAUUAUAUGAAAGGUUUGGAAAUGGUUCCAAAGAUAUCUGGAAUGGUAUUUAUUUAUACGGGUUGUAGUAAGCCAACCUGCUAAACAUAAACUUCCCAAAGCGCUCGCUUCAUUCUUGCUAUUUCUUGCUUGCAGUCCAACCUUUGUGGGACAUAUAACUGACCUGCUCAGGUCUGCUGUAAAUAUCGUCACCUGCCGAGACACAAACCGAUCCAUUGGUACUGACCAUAAUGACUUACAUCUCUUUACAACUACCUUCGCAGAGUUUCUAAUCCUUCUUGGCGAUAUAUGUUUCUAUUUAGCUACUAGCUGGUGCUGAGAGCUCCUCUGCGGCGGAAUUUCUCCCGAUACCGAUGCCCAUUUAGCUCUCAACCACUCGGACGGCAAUGACAUUUUUCUAGACAACGUUAUUCCGAUUGUCUCCGGCUUCGUGUUGUUCGUUCAUUGUUCAAUUCUUCUUACGCUGCUGUGUAUAAUAUGAUGUGUAACUAAUCUCCUCACAAUUGUUGCCAAUAUUGAAAUUUGUCGAGACGUGAACCGAUUCGGAGAUGCCGACCAACUUGACUUGCUUCCCUUUACAACGACCCGCGCCAGAUUUUUUGAACGACUUGUUUCUAGAGUCACCGAACUAAAACGACAUUUUAUGUGUCAAAACAGUUCCCAGUACAAUUUUUUUCCCCUUUUUUGUUAACGAUUAAGAGUGAGUCAAUUUUCCUUUUUUUAUGUUUUUAACGACAUUCAAUCAGCAAGGGACUGGAAAAUGAAGUACAUUUUUCAAUAUUAAAAGCCAUAGUACUCAAGGGAGAGCAAGGGGUUGAAGGAAGAAAGUUUUAGAAAAGCGUGGAAAGGGUCAUAUGAACAAGCUUAGAGUUUACCGGCGACUUAACCCUUUGUCUGCUACCGCAGGAGUCAGGAUCUUUUGGCAGUGGAAAUGCGAAUCAUCUGAGUCUACGGCAUGUCCGGACGAGCGUAAAGUAACUUGUUACUUCAUGCUGUCGGUUCCGACAGCAGCGGUUCGUUAAGGUACUGCCUGAUGGUUUGUAUGAAAAGAGCACGUCAAUCGUAAAUACUAGACCGGCUCAAAAAUUGACAUUAUUUCGGAACACCGCAAAAUCGAAUGGUGAUUGGCUUCAGAAGCCUCAAGCCCAAUAUGAGCAUUUUUGGUUGCUUCUGGUUUACUCACAAGAAUUUAAAAUUUGUGUUGGAAAAUAUUUGUAAAAUCGGCAAUGGAAAAAAUACAUUCUGUAAAAAAUGCUAGCGUCAUGUUGUGCAUCUCAAAAUUUUCAGAUACAUAGUUUAAGGUUUAAGGAUCAACAUUAACAAAGACUGUAAAUUGAUUCGACUUGUUGUAAAGAGGUAUUCUAAUAUGUUGCCUAUCUUUCUCGCACAUGAUAAGAAUAGAAUAUUUAAAAAAAUUCUAUUGACCUACAAAGUAAAAUAACUUUGUUCGUUAACCUCCAAUCAAUAUGCACCCUUCAACAACGCUGUUCGUAAUUGAACAAGCUACUCGAUCAAAAGUUUUGAGGUACGCGAAGAAACUGGGAUUUUUUCUUAGAAUUUUGAGCUUUUAUUUUCGAUUUUUCAUGUAUAUUACCAUAGAAGCUUGAAAACUCUUAUGAGUGAACUAGAGUAUAGGAAAAAUCUCAUAUUUAGCAUAUAGUUUGUGGAGCUAAUUACCAUUUGACAGCUAAUAAAUGUCCAGAACGUUAGAGGUUUUGAUUGUUGAUAGCAGUACUUAAGUAGUUAUAAGCAUUGCCUUUGCAUAAUAUUGGCUAUAUAUUAGCACUAACGUUGCAAGCAACGUAGUGUCAGGAACAGCCGAAAUGUAGCAUUAUUGCCAGCUCUAUAUAGCUAUAUAAGUUGACAUACCGCCUACUGGCUUGAAGGCUGUUUAAAGCAUCUAUGCUUUAUAUAUGCAUGUGGUGCAAUUAUAGAGCAAAUAUAAAGCCGUUAUAAGCUUUGGUCGUUCUGUAUCUCCUCCUUGCAUUGGAAUGCAAUGUAAACCAUUCGUAUCGCUUGAGAACCAAAUUUCGUUAAAGUUAAAAACAAUAUUUUAUUUUUUCUGGUAUUAUAUCAGAAUAUAGUGGCUUAACGGCUUUUUAAGGCUGCCCUAUAUGCAUAUCUAAAGCAGAUAUUAGGCUACGUUAUAAUGAUUAUUGGUAUCUUGGUUUUCCUGUUCCACUAUGCGUUUGUUUAUUCGAAUAUUUUUUUCCAUUUGCUAUUGUAAUUGCCGCUCUACUAAAUAUCCUUCUAUUAUUUCUCUCGGGAUCUUUAGAUAAUAUGUUUUUGGACGAAAUAUGAAUGUUUCAACGUUUGACUAUCAGGUAAUGGCAUUUGGGAUAAUUGAGUGAAAUUCUUUUUUUCUCUGAACUACUGCACUGAACUGCGAAGCCUGGUUAAAUAGGAGGUUAAAUACAUUGCUACAACUAUGAAAGGGUUUACCAUUGACAGGAGUUAUGUCGUAUAACAUUUAUAUGACAAAUAAUUUGCAUUUUCAUUUCCUUCUACAAUACUUAUUCAAACAGUGCAAACGGAAGCCAGUCUGUGUUCUUUUUCGUUCGAUUAAUACGGUUAUCUUUUUAAUAAUUUCGCACAUUAUAUCAAGAAUCAUUAGCAUAUUAUGCAGAGUUAGAGUCGUUUAAGGCAGUGAAAAAAUAACAAGAGGCUCUUAUUAAUAAUUAACCUGAUAAGAACAUUAUAUAAAGUUUUCUUAGUUUUUCAGUAGUUUUUGUUGAAGCGAGAAAUUUUAUUUCUGCAGGGUUUGCCUUGUCUGCAAAGAUUAUCGCGGAACAAAUAUAAUUUGUUUCUUAACACUAGUCGAAAAGAAUCUACGUAUACGAACUACGGAGAUAUUAUCAACAUUAGACUAAAAUUUGGUGAAAAAUCUUAAAAGAUUUCGUUUUAUUCCUUCUAAUUUUUGACGUCCUUGUACAAUGUACGCGAUUGUGGGGCUACCCACUUCUUCAAGUGAAAUGAGCAAAUUUCACCAAAAAUCAAAUUUCAGGAAAGAUCAGUUUCCCUGCCAGAUUUGAACACACAGCAUGGGACUCUAUCUGAUCGAUCCGAGGGAAGAGACGACUCGUGUUUGAAACACAACCCACAUUUUGAUCUCUGUUGUCAUAACCUAUUCUGGAUAAUGUUCGGAGGGACCUUUCAAAAACAGAAAGAAAAACUUAUUGACAAUACUUUAUUUCUAGAUUCGAAUGAAAUCACAAAAAAAAACUUUUUGACAAAGAAAAACUAACUAUAGUUCUGACACUAAACCAGAGGACCCAAACAGUCUCGAUCGCUGAAAGCAUAUUUACCAACUGGAUCUAUGUAUAAACUUACAUAUAAAUACACACGUACACCUGAAACAUACUACAUACACUUUGUCAGAAUAAAAAUGAAUUUCAAAUAUUCGAGGUGGAAUAAAAAGCGCACGCAAGGCGCAAUAAAAACUGAUAAGCAAUAAACUUAGUUUUUAUAUCAAAAGACAAAACAAUGUGACUAACGCAAAGGGUAUGCAUAAUGACCACUACAAAUGACAAACAAAUAAAAACUUAUAAUUAUACACUUAAUUAUACAUUUAAGACUUAAAGAACGGAAUAGAGCGUGUUAUUGUCAUUAUUAUGAGCGAACAAAUAAACUGCAAAAUGCUAAUGAAAAUAUAAGAAAACACAAAUAAAAAAAAGUAUGGUACUUAGUCUGUUAAAACUUCCCGUCGGAAAGAAACAAAACGAGCAAAAGUGUUGUGGGCGUCUAGAUUCGCUACCAUUCCAAUCUUACGCUAGGCUAAGCUUUGUAUGGUGGGGCUGUACACGGUAUGUCUAGGACAUUGUUGGUCUGGUUCGAGCUCGCACCUGUGCGAAUGGACAGAUCCAGCUAGCUUGCGAUGUAUGACACGAGGCUAUAAAUAGUGCAAGCUUUCCGACUAGUAUUCUUUACCACCAUCAUCAUCUGACCCGAACAUCAGCCAACUGUUACAGCCAAAAAAGACACUGAAGGGUUAAGGGUUGAUUUGAUGUGCGAAUGUGUAGAAAUGUGAACUGUGUAACAAAAAAGUUUGUGAUGAUUUAUCAACCAUACAUAUUACGGUACGGGUGUAGUGUGAUCGAAAUGCAUUGAUAGCUCCAGUCAUAUUUUACUGUUUAAAUCUCUUUCCCGAUCGGUAGUGGCUGCUCUUAUGUAUCUUUGGCUGGUCCAAGAUAGUUAGCCAUUGCUAGUUUUUACAGUUCGAUCAAUCAAUAAAUAAAAAGUAGAGCUCAAAACACGCACCCAUUGGCUUCGAUUGAUCUAUGCUCCCAAAUAUCCUACAUUCUGUCAGUAUUCGAUUGGUUCCUUCAAUAAUACAGAAACAGGCGGCCGAACCGAAGUGAUCCAUGAGGUAAUAUGAUAAGUUUUUUUCUUUUACGUACAUCCUUUUGAGCGAGUGAACAGCAAAAUCAAAACGCAACUUAGCAACCACAUGAUCUACUUUCCUGAAUCACACUCUCCUAUGAUCUAUUAGUCGUAGUGUUUUGAGGCAGUAGAAUGCAGUAAGUAAAAGAAUAUACUAUGCUACUUAAACGUUCUCAAUUUGACGAACAAUAGAAUUCGUAGAAGUAUAGCUAGACUGUUUCACGUAUAUACUGAAAAAAGUAAUAAAUACAAAACAUAUUGAUAGAACCACACAAAAGUAUUACUGACUAUUUAUAUACAUAUACCUUAGAAACAUAGCUAUUAUUAUUAGUGCAUCUGUUUGAUUGCAUAUAUAUAAAAGCCACUUAGUAUUGUAAUUAUUGCCGAAUAAUUUGGCAGCAAAUAACAAAUAAACCGAACAAAAUGUGUUAAAUAAAGAUACAUACUCGUAUGUAUGUAGUAGUGAUAGAGCACACCACUAUUUAUUAUGUAAUGUAAUACAGUAGUAGCAGUAUGUAUUUCUAACACCAUUUCUCUAUUGCUACCAAACUAUUUGGAUCUACCAGUUUGAGAUGAUCAUACACAUACCCGCACUCACACAAAAAACUGAAUGCCGCCAGACAUUUACACAAAAAACACUGAAUCUUCACUUCACGCAACCCCCCUCCCUACUCACAAAAACCUCACAGACACAUAGCUUGUGCGGCAUCAGUUUGAAACGACCGAACUAUUUUAUACAAACAUACUGCAUAUAAAUAGUCAAACAUUGUUCAAAGUCUCAAUGUGCUGUAAUUUGGCAGUAGAACCUAGUUAGAUUAGUGUGUUGAACCAUCACAGUUGACAGCAGUAUCGUAGAAUAUACCAGUGAGUGUAUUGUUACACGUCGUUUGAAAUAUCGUGUGUUGAAUGAAAACCGCAACAGAAAUAUAUAUAUAUACAUACGAAAUAAUGAUUGCAAAUAAAGACACAGUAGUAAUAAACAAAUACUGAAAACGUUGCAAUAAUUUCAUUUCUCAAUAGCUUCGAUUUUAGUAGGUUGUAUUUGUGUGAAACUAUCCUGCUGCGAUUUUUUGGAUCUCUAUAUUUAGAUUUGAUUUUACUUAGUAGUUAGUAGUCACCACUUCAACUUAAUAUAGUUUAGCUAAGCUAGUGCACUUUUAGUCUAACAAGUAUUUAACGAUUAAUUAUCUGUGUGAGUGCUUUCUUUCCGACGAUCCAGCAGAGUAUUCUAUUGCAAAUCGUAAUAAUUCUGUGAAGAUAUUUUUGUUUUUUUUUGUUUUUAAUAGAACGAUCUGUUUGUCGAUUCUUGGUAAUCCUAGUCUGCUUUGAAUAGUUUCGUUAGUUUACUGUUUAACGGAUGAAAAUUUGUUAAAUCUACGGUUGAUACUUGAAGUAACUAGAAUAUUAAAAAAUCUUUUUUUUUAUUUCAGAGUAUUGCUUUUACUAAAGUUAUAGACUACUCUGUAUAAAAGAUUUUUUAACCGUUACGACAUCGUUGGGACAGCAUUGUAAUCGGAGAGAUUUCUAGAGAUUUUUUGUGAAUUUUGUAUUUUUCGAAGAUUUUUAGUGAUUGUUGUAUAUUUUUACCGUCACAGUUGAUAAGAUGAAAAACAAGUUUCAGUGAGGUGACUCAGAUUUGGACAGUGACGUUAUAGCAAACAUGCGAUUUUCACAGUCACCUAGAAAUAAUUAAAGGGGAACAUUCGUAAUAUCUUCUGCUUUUCAAAUGAUAAUAAGGGUUUUAACUAUUGUACGGCAACCAAAACUUAUUACUUUGGAUUUACAAAUAACAAAUUUCUGUCAACUACAUAUCACCUUUCUUAUUUUCAUUAUAGAGGUUUUAACCUUAGGAUUGUUCGCCUCUCUUCGGGUUAGAGAAAUCUCCUUUGGAAAAAUAUCUAACACUAUGUGCGGCGUUGGGAAUCGACCCCGGUGAGCUGCGUACAAGGCAAUCGAUUUACCAACUACGCUAUGCCCGUCCCCCUACAUAGCACCUAAUUUCAAAUACAUCCAUAUUAAUGAGCGAAUCUGUAGUUUGGUAGAAACCGAAACCCAUCACGUUAGAGUUCAGUUUGCUCACUACCUCCUUACAAAGAACAUGAGUCUUGAUUAUUGUUUCAAGUGUUUUGUGGUUUUUAAAAGACGUAAUUUUAGAUUUCAUAACGGCAUCAAUCAUCAAAUUUCGUCAUCUACUUGAGAUCCCCUUUACAAUAUUACCCAUAUUGAUGAUGAUUUGCUGUACUUGGUGGUAAAUGUAGCCGCCAUCUUGGGCUUCCAAAUUGUCAAUCAUAAAAUUAAUUUACGUUAUUUACUGGCCGCUCUCUUUUAAAUGACUGUAUAACUUGCUCAGGCUCAAGCCACACAAUAGACACCUAACACAUUAAAACGCCUACUAGUCCCAAUAUUAAGAUUUCUGACAGCUCAUGUACAACCACAGAUGCAAAGUCAAACCAAAGGAGUUUGGUUUGUUUGCCUCACGAAAUACCUAACCUCAACCGGUUUUUGCAGUGCAAUUUUUUUGUUUUCCUCGCGAAAUAAUUCGGCAUCAUUUCUUUUUUUAACAGGAGUAGAUAGGUCAAUAGAUUUUCCAAGCUGCUAGAUUCGUCUUAUGUGCGAGUUGCAGAUAUAAGGAAACUAAAAGGACAGCGUUGUUCAUUUGAUAGGGUUCACAUUGAUGUCCAGAAAGAAAACUAUACUAAGCGUCACACAUACAUUGCAAUUGAUAGUGGGUUUCAGUGUUAUACGGUUACCAGAAGCCACCAGAAACCACGACUGCAGAAUGGCGUCAAUCAUACACACUCAAUUCAGCUCGGCAAUUUCCCAACAGCUGUGCAAUCAGCAAAUUUUGAAACUGAUAUCUCAUUAAAGAUUUGUUAGCUGAUUUUCUGUGAAAUAUUUGCCAAGUAUCAGCUAUGAAACGUCACUUUUACUGAGAUCUCAGCCAAAAAAUUGUUUACUGAGAUCUCAGCUGUUGAGAUUUCGGCAAAAGAUGCGAUAAAAUCUGAGAUUCGACAGAUUCAGAAUCAAUGCACUUCCGUUUGAUAUGACACCUUUUACCUUGACUAUGACCUUGCGACGGUCAAAACACGAAUCGCAAGCUGCUCGAAUGUGACUUGCUGGUAUGUUGGCGUUGGCCUACAUUUUUUGCGUUCACUCUUGGCAAAAUUCUUUAGUGCUCUUCUCGACAAACUUAUGAUUAGUCCGUAAAAGCCAACUAUCAAAAUUCACUUCGAGUUGAAAUUCCGGACAAACCGUUACUCACCAAUCACAGAUGUUGGUAAUAAACAAAGGAGAAAAGUUUUCUUUUUCAUUAACUGCUGUGAACUGUGGCCAGUAACGGUUUGUAUGGAGUUUCCUUUCAAAGUAAAUUUGACAGUUAGCUUUUAAGCCGUAAUCAUAUAUUUGGUGAGACUUGUAAACAAUACUCUGAACUGCCAUUCAGCCAAUUUAUAUACAGCUGAUACGAGUUUGAAACCUGCGCGAACGGUCUUAAGUUAGUUACUCUUCGAGUGGCGCACCAUGUUGUUUCAAAUGAUACCCAUUAUAAUAAUGAUUUUCAGCGUUUUGUAAUAACCGGAGGCUGCCGUUUUGGAUUUCAAAAAGGCGUCAAUCUUAAAUUUCCGUCCUCAGCUGAUCACCCUAUUUUAAAUAACAUAUAUAUUGGUGAAAGUUUGCUGUAUUUAUUUUAUGAUAAUAAUCUUUGGAUUUGACGUUGACGUUUGGCGUCAAUCAUCGAUAUCCGUUAUCUACUGACCUUACAAUUGACACCCAUAUUGAUGAAGUUGUUCAAUAUUUUGUGGUAACCGGAAUCCACAAUUUGAAUUUAAAAAUAGCGUCACUCAUCAAUAUCCGUCUGCCAAACGAAAACCAUGUUUGAACGUUUCUAUUGUUUCGUGGUUCCUGGAAAUCACUAUCUUGUGGAUUGAACUGGGGUCAAUUAUCAAUGUGUUUCAUCUACUGAUCGCAUCCUUUCAAAUGAUACCCAUUUUGACGAAGGUUUUCACUGUUUUGUGGAAGCCGGAAGCUUUGAAUUUCAAAAUGGUCUGAAACAACAAUUUCGUAAUUUAUUUACCACUCCCGCUCAAUUGACAUUCAUAUCCAUUAAUGAUUUACGAUCUGAGUACACCGAAAAUUGCUAUAUAAAUGCUCAACCUUCUAAGCUGAAGAACGAUUUUCAAUUCAUGUUCUACAAAAAUGUGAACAAGCCACAUACUUUUACAUUACAUUUUAUCUUAAAUGUCAGAGGAUGUAAAAUUUUAUUAUGCGAUAACCGAAAGUAUUUUACGUCAAAUGUAAUUUCCAUAUUAUCUAAGUGUCUAGAAAACAUAGUAGUACAUACCUCUUCCCACCAAUGAUUUUAGUGAUCGUCUAGGUGCCGAUCAUGCAUCAGUUGCAAAAUAAUCCGAAUCCUUCCAAUAUGUUUACACAGACGAUUUUAAUGACACCAGCUCGAUGAAUGAUUACACUCUAAGGUUAUGAAUCGUUGGUCGAAUAAUUAAAUGGUAUCCAAAAGCAUUUAUAUUUGGUUAUGACAAGUUCUACAAUGUUUAUGUGCAUAAAAAGCGAUAAUUUUUUUUGAAGAUAUUUAUCACAGUAGGCUAUAGAAAUUCUAACUUUUAAACGAAAAGAAAUAGCGUAGGAGUAUCUGUGAGAAAGUUGUAAAGGAUUUUGUAAAAUAUUUCCAUAAAUUCUGCUGAAGACAUCUUUUAUCUGUCGUUUAGUUAUCGAUUUAUGGGACGUUUUCUAUGAUGAACUCCCUUUAAGUCUAACAUUUUUGUUUCUGAUAUUUCGCAAUUCAAUAUCAAUUCUUCAAAAGGGCUAAUGAGAUUUUUAUAAACGAACUUAUUUCGCUCAUUACUCCGCUGUCGAGUCGAAUUUCAUGAAAGAUACACAUGAAUCAACAUCUUCACCCUUGGUAGAAUAUAUUUCAAAUGUCUUCUGGGUUGAAAAUAUAACAAAUUAAGAGCAAAACAAAAGUUUGUUUACAAAUCUUAUUAGCCCUAUUCUAAUGUUGAUAUAGAAUUACAAUAUUCAGAAACAUUUUUUAUUUUGACAAAAUACACAACUUUGCCGAAAAGACUAAAUCGAUGUGGCUUGCUUGAAAAGAGUUCUGGCAGGUUUAUUGUUUAUUUUAUUCAGUUUUUGGACCUGUGUACCUUUAUUAUGGGGAAAAACUAUAAAAUAUCAUAUUAUUCUGAAAGUGCUGGAUACCCUGAGACUAAAAUUUACACAAUAAACCUGGUCGAGAUGGUACACCAUCUGUUAGAAAAUCAUUCAAUAUUAGUAUAAACCAUACGGCAGACGCGCUAGUACACUGAGUGCGCGCCACUCAGAAAAUCAAGCGAAAGCGUCUUUGAACACCAAUGUCUACUCGUUCACUGAGCUUAUCACGUGACUUCAGGAAGGUUAGACGCAGAGCUUUCAAAUUCUGAACGGGUGCUUACGGACAAACGUAUUUAUCAAUGCCAUUUUGAUAAUUUUGACAGCUGCCGAAAUCCUGACGAAUUCCUGCUGGCUGCCUGAUUUUCUUCCAUGCGGGAAUGGUUAAAUUUAACUAUAAGAGUAUUUCAUUUCAAAUGUUGACAAAAUUAUUGUUAUUGGGAGUUGACAGCUGAGCAUAUCAUGUAGUAGUUGAGAUGUAAGGAUUUGUUAAAAUAUUAAUAAUAAUAUUUCGUUUGCUAUAUUAAUUAUGGCAUUCGAGCCCCGUGAAACGUAAACAUUCACAUUAUCAAAGAGCACAAACAAAGGUUGGCACAUCGUGUUUCGAUUUCCUUUUCCUACCCUCAUUUUCUAUUGAAAAAUUAUGACAACCUUCCUCAAGCACAGAGAAAAUGUUUCCACCUUUCUGCAUCGUAUAUCAAUUCAGCUAUCGAAUUGUCAAAUUCAACUAUCGAAUCGUCAAUUUAUUCAUGCUUCAGAGAAGUAGUUCGACAUAGAUCUUUCAUUAGUGGCUAAAUCGUAAAUGUAAACAAACUGAGUUUUUACUAUUAUGACAUUAUGCGACUAAAAUAUUAGAAGCAGAGCUGCAAUUUUUCAACAGGUUGUUUUGAACUUGAAGGAAGAAUAAAUCUCAAAUCAUACGCUACUAUGUUCAAUCUGCAGUUUUUCGUUUAGGCCCUUCUUUUCAAAUGGAAUAACUUCCAUUUUUAGACAGAACAGGGGCGAAUGUUUAUUUUCCUCCAAAUUAUUUUGUAAAUAGCUGUUCUAUUAUAUAAAUUAUAAAUACUAUCUACUAUGAUCCUGUCUACUCGGUGGUACACAAACAUUCGAAUAUUUCGCCCAUUUGCUGAGCCCUAUUAGAAAUAUCCUGUCAAGCUCGCCCAUUUACCCAGCCCAACCUAGCAAGAUAGAGUCAGUUUAGCCCAUUUACCGCGCCCUUCUGAAAAUCGUGUUCACGGUCCUUCCGCAAACCGCGAUAUCUGAAGGGCGAAAUAACGAGUUUCUACCAAAUAAAAAAAUAUUGAAAGCAAAUUCUUUGUUAUAUUGUUAAAAGUUUUAACCAUAGAUGCUUUAGGAAAAACACCAUAAAAUAAUUUUUACCUACAAUAAAAGCUACAUUUAGAAAAGCAUCGUCGAAUAUUCAAACUGGGUUUUCUCCUUUUCGAGUACAUUGCGACUUAGGUCCAAAUGAAAGAUCUGUGUCGAGUUAUACUUAUAAGCCUUUCUAUUCCCGUUAAAAAAGAAAUGGUGCUGAAUUACUUCGUGUGCGAAAUAAGACAUUUCAAUAUCAAUUCUUCAAAAGGGCUAAUGAGAUUUUUGUAAACAAACUUAUUUCGCUCAUUAUUCCGCUGUCGAGUUGAAUUUCAUGAAAGAUACACAUGAAUCAACAUCUUUACCCUUUGUAGAAUCGAUUUCAAAUGUCUUUUGUGUUGAAAUUAUAACAAAUUAAGAUAAAUCAGCAAAACAAAUGUUUGUUUACAAAUCUUAUUAGCCCUAUUCAAAUGUUGAUAUGGAUUUGUUUACUUCAAAAACCUUUUCAGGUGAUGAAAACAAACACUUUUGGUUUGACUUUGCAUCUGUGGUUGCAAAUGAGCUGUCAGACAUCUUACUACAGAGAGAUAUGUAUUACUGGGAAAUGUUAUUUUGAAAAAAAAACAAACUUUUGAGCUGUCACAUUUUAAUCAAAAGAUGGAAAAUACUCUAAAUGGUUUACAGCCUAAGUACUAGCCCAAAACUAGGCCGUAAUACCUUAAAGGUAAUAUGAAAAAAAAAAUCUCUAAUAGCAACAUUGUUAAUACUAAAACGGUCCCAACAAAAAUUCCUUUAACGGCAACAACAGCACAUUCAAAUCCUCUCUGCGUCGCACUUAUGUAUCAUCAAUUUGUAUGCAAUAAGUAUUACGCGUCGGAUUUUCAUAAAGUGUGUAGCAAUUCUCUUGUCAUCGUAUUGAAUAUCGAGCAAAGCGACUGCAUAAAACCUGAACAGUCCAUCUCGUCAUGUACGGAAAGCAAGAUUUACGGUUUAGAUCCACGUAUUCGAACCGAGGGUCUGGAUCUAAGCACCAAGUCUGGACCUGGUUCAAGUUCGGACCUGGUAAAGGGAAAAGGGGAUAGGUUAAAUCCGAGAACUGGUUGGGAUGCGGGAACCGCUCCGGAUCCACGAACUUGCACUGAUCUAGACUGAGAUCCGCUAUUCCGACCGGUUUCUCCCACUAUUAGAGCAGUAAUCCGCCAGGUUGGUUUGACUCGAUAGUAGUACUAUCAUAGAAAUCGACCGAAUUAUCCGACAUAUGAACAGAGCCGAGAUUGUCACGUACUGGAAAACUGUUUGGUUGCGUGAUACCGAAAUUCUUCAUGCCACCGUUUAUUACUCUUGCGGUAAUAAAUGUUUAGUACCGCAAAGCGCAUAUAAUAGAAACGUACCCGUCGGAUUUUGGGUGUAGUUUGCAUAUAAUGGAUGUUCCAAAAAGUUAUAUUUUUAUUAUAAUCUACAACAAAAUUUACCAUUUUUGAUAAUACUACAGUAUUUUUCAUUUCAAAGCUUCGAAAAUAUCACUGAAACUCUUUCAAUCUUAAUCGAAUCGCACAAAAAAUCCGAAAUCGCUUUUUGUAUUUCCCACAAGUUUUCUAUUUUUAACGAUAAAUGCCUCUGAUAGUAAAAUGUAGUGGUAGUGUUCGCUACGUUUUAAUACAAGCAUAAAAAACAUGUAAAAUGUUUUAUACCCAUUAGAUAGAAUGUCAUUCUAUUACUGUUAUUACCUCCCUUUGACUUUUCCAAUUAUUAAAUUGCGUAUCAACCGGAAUCAAUAUCAUGAAUCCGAUACAGACCAAUAACAAAAUCCUGUUUACCUGGUCGUUUUAAUGAAUUCAUCAAAUAUUAAAUAGGAUUUGCAAAAAUCGACAGACAGAU